Molecule: messenger RNA, 3428 nt
Organism: Pungitius pungitius (ninespine stickleback)
Lineage: Eukaryota; Metazoa; Chordata; Actinopteri; Perciformes; Gasterosteidae
Product: ADP-ribosylation factor-binding protein GGA3-like
Exons: 17
Coding region: 58-2157 (699 amino acids)
Biological process (GO): Golgi to plasma membrane transport; protein localization to cell surface; intracellular protein transport
Cellular component (GO): trans-Golgi network
Molecular function (GO): phosphatidylinositol binding; small GTPase binding; ubiquitin binding
Source: RefSeq, a predicted model, not a curated record
AACGUUCGACUCUCGCGCACACGCUGGCGGUGACAUCACGGGUUUGUUGUUAGUGCUAUGGCGUACCAGGAAGGGGAGUCGCUUGAAUCCUGGCUCAAUAAAGCCACCCAUCCGACAAACAGACAGGAGGACUGGGAGUACAUCAUAGGCUUCUGUGAUCAGAUCAACAAGGAGCUGGAAGGUCCUCAGAUAGCUGUGACUCUCCUCGUCCACAAAAUACACUCGCCACAAGAAUGGGAAGCUCUUCAGGCCCUGACCGUAUUGGAGGCAUGUAUGAAGAACUGCGGGAGAAGGUUUCACAAUGAAGUCGGAAAAUACAGAUUUUUAAACGAGCUGAUUAAAGUUGUGUCGCCAAAGUACAUGGGCGACAGUGCACCUGAGAAGGUGAAGAUGAAGAUUGUAGAGAUGCUGUACAGCUGGACGGUGGCUUUUCCAAAUGAAAUCAAGAUCAGCGAAGCCUACCAGACGCUGAGGAGACAGGGCCUCGUCACACACGACCCCGAGUUACCGCUGGACCGGACUCUGAUCCCCUCUCCUCCGACUCGACCCAAACACCCGGUGUUUGACAACGAGGACAUGGGCAAGCUGCUGGCUGAGCUUCUCCGGAGUAAAAAUCCAGAAGACCUCCAGGAAGCCAACAGACUAAUCAAGAACAUGGUGAAAGAGGACGAGGCCCGAGUGCACAAAGUCACAAAGCGCAUUCACACGCUGGAGGAGGUGAACAUCAACGUGAAGCUGCUGACGGAGAUGCUGUCCCACUACGACAAGGACAGCUCCACCGACUCGGACAGGGAUAUCAUUAAGGAUCUCUACGAGCGAUGUGACAAGCUGAGGCGCGCUGCUUUCAAAAUGGCCACCGAGACGGAGGACAACGACGCCAGUCUAGGGGACAUCUUGCAGGCCAGCGACGACCUCUCCAGGGUCAUCAACGCCUACAAGAAGACCGUGGAGGGGCAGCCCCUCAACGGGGACAGCGAGGAGCCUCGACCCUCGGCCGAGACCACGGACACGCUGAUCGACCUCGCAGGCCUGGACACUCCGAGUCCCCCUCAGCCCGCCGCCCCUCCGUUCCAGUCCCUAAAUCCCGUCUCCGCCGAUCCGCCUGCGUCCCCCAUCCCCGUCCUGCCUCCUCCGCCCAAACGCCUGGCGGGCUCCAACGGCAGCCAGAGCAGCAGCCCGAGUCGCCCUCCCCCGGACAAGGCCUGCACUACCUUCUCACUCCUCGAUGAUGAGCUGCUGUGUCUGGGACUCAACGACCCCCCUACCUCUCUGAGCGGCCAAUCAAAACCCAAGCUGAAUGAAUUGUCCAAUCACUGGACUUCCUUACAGGCUGCGGGUGGGGACAUGUUUGGCAGCCUCGCUCGUUCAGGUCCAGCUGUGCCUCCAGCUGUUCCCCCAGCUGUGCCUGCAGCGGAAGCAGCUGCUGCCACACACAGUCUCCAGGACCUGCAAGACCUGGCCAUGAUGGGCUUCUCUGAUCACAAGAGUUUGUCCACCCAGAGGGCGGCCCGAGGAAGCGGCUUUGGGUUUCCCGCGGCGGCCCCUCCCCUCGCACACGGCUCUCCCUCCUCCCCCUCCCGCCUCCACGGGGCGUUUCCUGCCUCCCCGGCUCUGUCCCACGCCAAGGCCCAGAGCCUGGGCUCCGCCCCGGGCAGCCCGCUCUUCCGCUCGCUGUCCCCCUGCGACCUCCCCCUCCAGGGCAGCCCGGCCAGAGCCACGGACUCCCUGAGCAACGUGCACGUCCCCCUGGAGGCCAUCAGACCGAGUAAAGUGCUGCCCGUGACGGCCUACGACAAGGACGGCGUUCGCAUGCUCCUCAACUUCGCGUCGGACUGCCCCCCCGGCCGGCCCGACGUGUUGGUGCUGGUGGUGUCCAUGCUCAACACGGCACCGCUGCUUGUUUACAACGUGGUCCUGCAAGCCGCCGUGCCAAAGUCAAUGAAGGUGAAGCUGCUGCCUCCAUCAGGAACAGAAGUGGCCCCGUUUAACCCCAUCCUACCUCCGGCCUCCAUCACCCAGAUUAUGUUGCUGGCCAACCCGACAAAGGAGAAGGUGCGUCUGCGCUAUAAGCUGUCUUUCACACUAGGAGAUCGUCUGUGCAACGAGGUCGGAGAGGUCGACCAGUUCCCCCCGCCAGAGCUGUGGGGUCAGCUUUAGAGGCGUGCAGGCCUGCUGCCGCUCAGCAGGUACAGAUUGGUUAAUUCCCCACGCAGGUGUGUGUGUGUGUGUACAUCACAUGGUGGAACGCUGACUGGACCGUACAGCUUCACCUUCCUCAUAGUUGUCAAGUCUUCUUUUUGGCCAUUGUUACUACUGGCAGUGAGGAGCUAACAGCUGAAACUAAAUUAGUAUUUAUACGGUGCUUGUAUACUUUUAUGUUAAUAAAUUAAAGAUUAAAGAAGGCAGUAAGAAGUAAGGCAGCCGUAGUGUUUACAAGAUGGCAUUAAGAUCAAUAUUAAAAGGGAGUUUCCCUGAAAUGAGUAUUACCGAUUAAUUGUGCUAAAAAUGAUCAAUAUAUUAGAGCAGUGGUUCUCAAAUGGGAGGAAGUGUGCCCCUCUGGAUACAUGAGAUUAAAAAAAAAUUGGCAUCCAUUCAAAAAUAGUUAUCUAAUAAAUAUCAGUUGUUAGUUCAUAAACUGAAUUUUAUAUAUAAUUCAUUUCAUUUUAUUUUGUAUAUCCCAAAAUCGCAAUCGGUUGGUGGUUCGCUCUGCUCAAAUCCUAAAAAGAGGUUGGACCCAACCUGGCAUACGCCCCCUGUCCUCGCCCGUCAAUCAAAGCUGCCUUGAAAGCUCAAACGAAGGUCAAAGGAGUCGUGGUUGAAGCGGCUGUAAAACCUGCCCACGAGGGGCGGCCCACCCAAAGUGUUGUUUCAGCUUUUUUUUCAACCCCAAAUGCUUUGUACUCCUUAGUGGGUACAUCACUAAAAGAAAAAAGGUUGAGAACCACUGCAUUAGAGCCGAGCUUCUGAAAGACGCGAUGGAGCGCAGUAUCAAACUAAGUUGUAAGUUAGCAGAGCCUAAGAUCCAACAGCUGAGCGUUUAUGUUGCACUUUCCCACAGAAAAUAUACUUGAAUAUGUGCAGACAUUUGAAAACAGGAUUCAGCAGAUGUCUUAAGAUGGUGAGAUAAACUGGAAAAUGUGUGUUUAGUAAAAAGUACUAUUAAUGUCAACCAUCAUGAUUUUAACAUGGUUUCCUGUUUAUCAAAUAUACUUGUGAUACUCUUAUGGAUCGACAAUAUUUCGUUAUGUGAUGAAAUUAAAUUUAUGUUUGAGUCUAACUGUAUUUCAUUCUAAAAAAAAUGAAAGGCGAGUGUUUGCAUUUCAGUCUUGAGUUUACCAGUGGGUUUGUUUCAUGGAUAUCUGCCCCUACCAGUGUUCGGAUUGGGAGUAUUUUGGCUUAUUUUCCCCUCAGUUAAUGUAUUUCAGUGC